CUGAAAGAACUUUCAGCAAAAAAACAUGCUCCUUUCGUUUCGGUCGUGGUCGAAAUCGGUGAAAAUGGUUUUGAAAAAGAUUGUUCAGUGAGUGUGGCCGGAGAUUUUCGCAGUUUUAAUUCGUGCAUUUCCCUAAAAUGUAAUCCACUCGUCACCGCGUACCCCAUUGAUAGUGGCUUUUCUGUGUGAAAUUCACUAUCGCCCACACGUCUUUUCCAAUCGCUCGCGGAAACUUUUUUUUUUCUCUUCUGAUUUGUGGCAAAUUUUGUGCAAGUGAAGCAAUGGCUAUGCGACGGCCACGCGUUAAGGUUGCGGCGAACCUGGCAAUUCGCCGGCCCGCGAAACCAGCAUCCUCCGGGGCCGGUUCCGGAGAUGUCAAGCCGGGGGAUGCCGUGGCCGCCGUCAAGGUUGAGUCGGUAAAGCGUGAAAGUGCGGCGAUUGCCGUGGCGGAGGCCGAGGUCACUCCGGAGGCCGUCGAGCCACCGACUGGGGAUAUCGAUUCCGGUGAUGUUCCGACCAAGGCCGAGGUUUUGGGUUCGGGGGGGGAGGGGAAAGCUGCGCAGGAUGCGGACCAGUCGACUUUUAAAUUUCCAAAUCCAGUGGAGGAACCGCCCCGGAUUAUGACGCCAGCGCCAACGCCACAGUCUCCACUUGAGGUCAACACCGACGAGCCACACUCGCCGAAGAAGCUCGAUUCCAAGUUUGCCUACAUCAACGCCCUGAACAGCCCUCGGAAGCGCAUCCGGACGGAAUCGAUGACCUCAAACAAAUCGUACUCGGACGUGAGUCUCAAGUCCCGCAAGACCAUCAAGCAGGAAGUGUCCCAAAAGGCAUCGGACGCCCGGAGAGACCUCCGCAAGCGGCUAAACAACAUCCAGAACAUCGACAAGCAAUCGCUCACAAUGUUUGACAUGAUUUACUACAACCCCGUGAAGAACCCGAUGAAAAGCCCGGCCCUCAGCAAGAAAGGCUCGCUGGAGAACAUUCCGAACACGGUCGGUCGGGAAUCCCGAGGCGUCAGCAAAUCUCGCUCUCCCACGCCGGCUCCGACCCGUCCCAUUCCGGAUCCGCCCAAGGCAACGAUCCAAAUGACGCCCCAGCUCAAGCUCGGUCCCAACGGUGAGAUGAUCCUCGACGAAACCAGCCUGGUCGUGGAGAACGAGCGCGAGCGGGAAAUGCGCGACACGCUGGCCAAAACGGAGGUCGUCUACAUGGACGAGUUCAGCGGGAAUUCCGGCUAUUACAGCAGAUUUAAGCGGACCAAGGACUGGGCCCCAGAGGAGACGAUUCGGUUCUACCGCUGUCUGCACACGAUCGGGACCGACUUUUCCAUGAUGAUUCAGCUGUUUCCGAACCGGAGUCGGAGGGAUCUGAAGCUAAAGUUCAAAAAGGAGGAACGGCUCAACCUUAUGUUGAUCAACAAGGCGCUGCUCUACCCAAAGCAAUUCAACAUCGAGGAGCUGAAGCAACAGUUCGAAGAGGAGGACGAACAGCUCGAGCGCCAACGGGAACAGGAACGCCAGCAGAAGCUCGAAGCGGAGGAAAAACUGCUCCAGCAAAAGUUGGCCAAGAAGAUGCAGCUCAACCAAAACAAAAGCCGGAACCCGAAGAAGCGGGUGAGCAAAUCGGCCCGCGUCAUGCUGGACGGCGAGCAACUGGUCAAAUCGGAACCCCUCAUGAAGGAGCCGAAACCGCGGAAGAAACGUCGGAAGAAGGAAGUGGUUUCGGAGGCGCGCGUUCCGGAGGAGCAGCAGCAACAGGGGCAGGAACAGCGCGUUGAUGAUCCACCUGCGGCCGUGCAAGAACCGGUUUAUGAGCAGAAACAGGUUGAGUUGUACCCGCAGAGCUUCCAGGCGAAUGCGGAGCAGUACAUUGUUGGGGAAGUCCAGGAAGAUCACACGCUCGACAUUGCGUCCAUGGACAUUUCGAUUGUGGACGAGGAAUCGCGUAGCGUGUACGAGAUUAAAGCGGAACCGAACGUUCAUCCGGUGUUGCCAAGGUACGAAACGCUGCGAGCCGACCAGUUCGCGAACGUUCCGAACGUGGUCACGAUCCAGAAUCUGGACGACCAGAGCCAAACGACGAUGAUCUACCAGGAGCCGACGGUGACGACUACGGCGGAACCCGUCGACCAAGGACUGGACUCGAUCGAGGCCAAAUACUACGGCGCGUGCGACGUCGUCUACUUCCCGAUGCCGGUGGACGCUCCGGUAGCGCAUCCGGUCAAGACUGAACCAUCGUACUCGCGGCGAGCGCCGUCCCCCGCCUUGCAGUACGAUUUGCAUCCGGUGUUGGCACCCGCAGCUUACCGGGAACCAGAACCACCGGCGGCCGUUGAACCUGAAACGUACGAAGAAUCGGAACCGGAAACAUUCGACCAUCAAGCUAGUCCAUCGCCGCCACCGGAAGUGCCCUCCAAGGUGGAACAGGUUGAAAAGCAGGAGCAACUGCCCGCGCAGGAGGUGGAGGACACCCCAGAGGAAGACUAUGGCGCGGUUGAUGAAGGAGAAGUUGGAGAGAAACAGGAAGAGGAAGAGCCAGAGGAACCGCGCGGUCUCGGACCACUUGAGGACAUUGACAUCAACUCGCUGGUGCUGGUCGAGAGUCAGGACACGCAAAACCCGGGCCGAACCAUCUACGAGAUCUACGUGGCGGAUCCGGACACGGGCAAGCUAAGCGAAAAGCCGCUGGACGUGCCGGACGAUGUGAUCGAGAACAUUCGCUCCAUCCUGGAAGUGGGCGAGGACUAAGUUGUCGUUUUGUUGUUUUGCCUUUCUCUGUUUUCUAAUCUGUUAAGCAUUAAGCAGUCCGCUGCCGGGAACUAGAAUUAGGAAGCGUCAUUCGGAUGUUUCAAGCUGAAUACUACGUAAGGUGUGUAAAUAAGUGCUAGAGAAAUAAACUUUUAUUUAUCAAAUUAAAAAAAA
Messenger RNA from Culex pipiens pallens (northern house mosquito), 2924 nucleotides. It is a transcript of the gene Bdp1, whose product is annotated as transcription factor TFIIIB component B'' homolog. Gene Ontology annotation, cellular component: transcription factor TFIIIB complex. Gene Ontology annotation, molecular function: TFIIIC-class transcription factor complex binding. Gene Ontology annotation, biological process: RNA polymerase III preinitiation complex assembly. The transcript has 5 exons. The record is from RefSeq and is a predicted model, not a curated record. The coding region runs from base 282 to 2750 and encodes 822 amino acids. Lineage: Eukaryota; Metazoa; Arthropoda; Insecta; Diptera; Culicidae.